CCGCCCGCUCGCAGGCACGCGGCACCCAGAACGCUCCCGCCCCGGGCUUCGCGCCCCGCCUCCGCCGCCCCAGCCCGGCCAGGGGCAGAGGAGCGAGCGGACGCGCGGAAACUCAGGGCAAGGCGUCGGUCGGCCGCCGCGCCGGAACGCAGCGCCGCGGGAAGCCGCCGCCGUCACUCCGGGCCGCUCCGGGUCGGCCCAGCGGCCCGCGCUGAAGGAGACUCGAGGGCAGGAGGCUGCUCGUGCCAGGCGCAGCCGCCCCUUCAUGCGCAAGAUGCUGCUGGCCGCGCUCUCCCGCGUGCUGCAGGGCCCGGCCGCCGCCGCCGCCGCCGCCAGACCGGUUUCCCGUGUGGUGGUGGCAUCUCGUAACUAUGCAGAUUUCACAAGUGAGGCUACAUUUGAUAUUAAGAAAUGCGAUCUCCAUCUCCUGGAAGAGGGCCCUCCUGUCACAGCAGUGCUGACUCGGGAGGAGGGACUCCGUUACUAUAGGACUAUGCAGACCAUUCGGCGCAUGGAACUGAAGUCAGACCAGCUGUAUAAACAGAAGAUUAUUCGUGGCUUCUGCCAUUUAUGUGAUGGUCAGGAAGCAUGCUGUGUUGGACUUGAAGCUGCCAUGAAACCAACAGAUCACUUGAUAACAGCAUACCGGGCUCAUGGCUAUGCCCACACACGUGGAACUUCUGUCCGAGAGAUCCUUGCUGAGCUUACAGGUCGAAAAGGAGGCUGUGCUAAGGGAAAAGGAGGAUCAAUGCACAUGUAUGCCCAGAACUUCUAUGGUGGCAACGGUAUUGUUGGUGCUCAGGUUCCUCUUGGAGCUGGGAUUGCCUUGGCCUGUAAGUACUUUGGCAAAGAUGAGAUCUGUUUGACUUUAUAUGGAGAUGGUGCUGCCAAUCAAGGUCAGAUAUUUGAAACAUAUAAUAUGGCAGCCUUGUGGAAGCUGCCAUGCAUUUUCAUCUGUGAGAACAACAGGUAUGGAAUGGGUACUUCAGUAGAGAGAGCUGCAGCCAGCACUGACUACUACAAAAGAGGAGACUACAUUCCAGGGAUAAGAGUGGAUGGUAUGGAUAUUCUCUGUGUGAGAGAAGCAACAAAGUUUGCAGCUGAACACUGUAGAUCUGGAAAAGGUCCUAUGCUGAUGGAAUUACAGACAUAUCGUUAUCAUGGACACAGUAUGAGUGACCCUGGAAUCAGCUAUCGUACUAGGGAAGAAAUUCAGGAAGUCAGAAGCAAAAGUGAUCCUAUUACUCUUCUGAAGGACAGAAUGGUUAACAGCAAUCUUUCGAGUGUCGAGGAAUUGAAGGAGAUUGAUGUGGAAGUAAGGAAGGAAAUUGAGGACGCAGCUCAGUUUGCUACCACUGAUCCAGAACCACCAUUGGAAGAAUUAGGCAACCAUAUCUACAAAAAUGAGCCACCCUUUGAAGUACGUGGCCCCAGUCAGUGGAUCAAAUACAAGUCUGUUAGCUAAAAUGAAUGCAAUUUACUCCAGCAGCCUGUUGCAUUAUGGCCUUUUUGGGAGGAUUAAAUUUUGUAUUUGUAGUAAGAAUGAACUGUUCAUAUUUAAGGUUUGUUUAUUUGGAAGAAUAAAAUUGUUUUCAGCCAGGGACAGCUAAACAUUAUGUAGAAAAAUGCAUGAACCCAUGGAUAAGGAGCUGAAUUAGGAUAAAGCAAUGGUUGUUUAAAUCACUAUAAAUUUGCUUCAGUGGCUGGUUUUGGAUUGCUUUACUUACGAAAGUUACUCUUCUAAAUGUUUUGAAUAAAAAUCAUGUUAUGUACAGUAUAUAAAUAUAUUGUCACA
Molecule: messenger RNA, 1795 nt
Organism: Dermochelys coriacea (leatherback sea turtle)
Lineage: Eukaryota; Metazoa; Chordata; Testudines; Dermochelyidae
Gene: PDHA1
Product: pyruvate dehydrogenase E1 subunit alpha 1
Exons: 11
Coding region: 266-1465 (399 amino acids)
Biological process (GO): pyruvate decarboxylation to acetyl-CoA
Cellular component (GO): intracellular membrane-bounded organelle
Molecular function (GO): pyruvate dehydrogenase (acetyl-transferring) activity
Source: RefSeq, a predicted model, not a curated record